CUGACGUCUUUUCAUUGGCCAGCGGAUUUUCGGGGUCGAUGCUAUUAUUUCAAUGAAAAGGACACACACACACCGCCGACAAAUGACUCCUUUUUUUGUGUCCCUGCCUCGACCGAUGCCUUCACGGCCCCUCUUCCUCCAAACGAUAAUCGCUUCCGGGGAACAACACGGACAAAACUGCCCACACUACCUCUUGCACACGAAAAGCGUGGUUCCCUCGCCUCGAGUCUGACGAGAUUGUGGUCGUCGGGCGACUGGAGGAUGCGGUGAGGCGGGCGGAGGAGAAGAUCCGCUUGCACCCCUCCCCGCCCUACGUCGGCCAAAGCACGCCGGAGGAAGAGGACGACGCAACUGCCGACGAGGACGACAACCAGGAGGAGAAGACCAGGGACACCCAAGACAUGGCGGCGCCGAGAGAGGGCGACGAGGCAGUGGCAGCGGUGGCGGCUGCAGCGGCGGCGCAGGCGACGCAAGUAGCGGAUGAGCCGUCUACGGGGGUUGAGGGUGCCAUGAUGGACGACGACGACGACGACGACGACGAUCAAGCGGGAGAAGACGACGAAUCGGGGCAACCAGACUACUGACUGAAAACAGCCAACCUCAACCGGGUUCCCGCCCAGCUAUAGUAGUCCCCUCGCUCGCUUCUGACUGGGUGAUGCGGCGGGCGGAUGGCUGGCUGUACAGGCAGGACAGGACCAUGCUCACAUGCGAUACAGAAGUCGCGAUCUGACGAAGGACGAGUGGAAGCACUACACCGUAUCAGCGUCUGAUUUCUCGUGGAUGCGGCGGACGCUGACAUCAAUUAGGCGUUUCUCAAGUGUUGUGUAGGCGUUGAGCCAGCUCCGGGACGGGUCCGCCUUGUCUCUAUAUGUGCUGUCUGAGGUUCGUUGCAACAUCGAAUUAUAGUGGUUCGUCACACAUUUGUUUUGUUGUGUGGGCAAUGUUGCCGUUUUAGUAUGCGUUGAAAAGGCCGUGCAAAAGGGAGACGGAUCACCCAACCCCGAGGACCAAGCAAUCAGGGGAGUUCCACUUCGGCAAUCCGCGAAUUGGGCCGGGGGGGUCUCUCUUGUGUAUGAUUGUGUAGUUUUUUUUUGUGACACGUCGCUCUUUCGCAGAAGUUGCACGUUUUAUCAAUGAUGGGGGGGACUUGUCUGGGUGAACACGCUUCUUGGCAUGCUGGUAUGACAUUUAUUGAGGCUUGGGGCUGUGCAAAAAUAUUAGGCUUUUGGCCGUGUUCUUGUUGGUUGGUGAAGAAAAACUCGCUGUUCCAGCGCUUGAUUCUUGGCAUUCAGGUAUCUGUUGACGCUUAGGGCCGUUCGUGUAUUGGUUGUCAAAGCACAAGUUGUUGUGCUCGCGCUCAAUUUCCUGGUGUCCCGGUGAGGAGGAGGCGUCUAUCUGUUCAGGAAUAGGAGCGGGGUUCCGUGUCAUAAUCUCUGUGUACCGUACUGCCGUCGUCGUUGUCGACGUCGUGCCUUUUGCCGCCCAUUUUUCCUGCUGUGUCUGAAGAUUGAUUCCAACUCGGUGAGGUGAUAUCCCUCCACCCCCAGUCACCCCCAGUCUAGACGACCUCUAACACUUUUUGCGUGGUUCUCUGAAAAGCCACAGACCC
Ectocarpus sp. CCAP 1310/34 is the source of this 1609-nucleotide messenger RNA. The record is from the annotation of a GenBank genome assembly. Lineage: Eukaryota; Phaeophyceae; Ectocarpales; Ectocarpaceae.